Molecule: messenger RNA, 690 nt
Organism: Cynara cardunculus var. scolymus (artichoke)
Lineage: Eukaryota; Viridiplantae; Streptophyta; Magnoliopsida; Asterales; Asteraceae
Product: peroxiredoxin-2B-like
Exons: 3
Coding region: 36-524 (162 amino acids)
Biological process (GO): cell redox homeostasis; cellular response to oxidative stress; hydrogen peroxide catabolic process
Cellular component (GO): cytoplasm
Molecular function (GO): thioredoxin peroxidase activity
Source: RefSeq, a predicted model, not a curated record
GCCGGUCACCGUUCAUUGCAAUUAGCUCGUUCAAAAUGGCUCCGAUUGCUGUUGGUGAAACCAUUCCCGACGGUACUCUCGCCUACUUCGAUGAGCAGGAUCAGUUGCAACAGGUCUCUGUACACUCUCUCGCCUCCGGCAAGAAAGUCGUUCUCUUUGGCGUUCCUGGCGCCUUCACUCCUACUUGCAGUAUGAAGCAUGUCCCAGGCUUCAUCGAGAAAUCCGAAGAGCUUAAAUCAAAGGGUGUGGAGGACCUUUUGUUGAUUAGUGUAAACGACCCUUUUGUGAUGAAGGCAUGGAAAAAGUCAUACCCAGAGACAAAGAAUGUGAAGUUUCUUGGAGAUGGAUCCGCGAAAUACACCCAUGCACUUGGGCUGGAACUUGACCUUUCGGAGAAAGGAUUGGGGGUUCGAUCAAGGAGGUUUGCUCUGUUGGUGGAUGACCUAAAAGUGGUGGUGGCAAACAUUGAAUCUGGUGGAGAGUUUACCGUGUCGAGCGCAGAUGAUAUCUUAGCAGCUCUGUAAGAUCUCAAACUUGAUCCAUAGUUCUGUAUCUGAAUCUGAAUCUAUAUGUUUAUCGUUAUGAAAAUUGAAUGUUGCUGCUUGAAACAACAUAUAAUCUCAUACAUGUUAACAGACACUUGUGGUUGAUGACUUCUUUGAGAUUAAUAAUGAAGAAAAGUUUGAUGAA